AUGAAGUUUUCCCUUCUUGCCGCCGCUGCGGCAUUCACCUCUGUCGUUUCUGCUGCGACCUCCCUCCCCGCCAUCGAGAUCCUCGGAAACAAGUUCUUCUACUCCAACAACGGUUCGCAAUUCUACGUUCGUGGUGUUGCUUACCAGAACGACGUCUCAAACACCACCUCCGCCGAUGAGACCUUUGUUGACCCAUUGGCCGACACCACCGCGUGUCAGCGUGACGUCAAGCUGAUGGAGCCAUUGGGCAUUAACAGCAUCCGUGUUUACGCCAUUAACACCUCCUUGGAUCACACUGGCUGUAUCGAGGCUUUCGCCGAUGCCGGUAUCUACAUCUUCUCUGACUUGUCUGAGCCCUCCGAGUCCAUUGAUCGCGACUCUCCCGCAUGGAACACCGAGUUGUACGACCGUUACACUUCCGUCGUUGACGCUCUCGCCAACUACACCAACGUCGCCGGUUUCUUCGCUGGUAACGAGGUCACCAACAACGCUUCCAACACUGAUGCUUCCGCAUUUGUGAAGGCUGCCGUCCGCGACGUGAAGUCCUACAUGACUUCUAAGGGUUACCGUUCCGUUCCUGUCGGUUACUCCACCAACGAUGACUCUGACACCCGUAUCCCCAUGGCCGAGUACUUCAACUGCGGUGAUAACUCCACCUCUGUCGAUUUCUACGGUGUUAACAUCUACGAAUGGUGUGGUGACUCUUCCUACACCGAGUCGGGCUACUCUGAGCGUACCGCCGAGUUUGCCAACUUCUCUGUCCCCUUGUUCAUGUCCGAGUUCGGUUGCAACACUGUCACUCCCCGUCCCUUCACUGAGGUCCAGGCCAUCUACGGUUCUAACAUGACUGGUGUCUGGUCUGGAGGUAUCGUUUACCAGUGGUUCCAGACUGAGAACGACUACGGUCUUGUCUCCAUUGGUUCUGACGGCGCUGCCACCACCUUGACCGACUACAACAACCUCAAGACCCAGCUCGCCAAGGUUUCCCCCACCACUGUCAUGUCCUCUACUUACACCCCCACCAACACUGCUGCUUCCUGCCCUACCACGACUGACUGGGAAGCCGCCGCCUCUCCUCUCCCUCCUACGCCGAACGCGUUGUUGUGUGAGUGCAUGGUCUCCUCCCUCUCCUGCGGUGCCUCCUCUGGUAUCAACGACACCUCCAUCGCUGACCUCUUCGGCUACAUCUGUGGUCUCGGUGACUACUGUGGUGGUAUCACCGCCAACGGAACCUCUGGUUCUUACGGAGCUUACUCCAUGUGUACCUCCGAGCAGCAGUUGUCUUUCGUCAUGAACGCUUACUACCAGGCUCAGGGCUCCUCUGCUCAGGCUUGUGACUUCGGUGGGUUGGCGGCUACUACCUCUUCUGCCUCUGCCACUGGUACUUGCUCCGCUUUGUUGAAGGAGGCCGGUACCGCUGGUACUGGUACAGUUACAGAUUCCCCUGCUUCUGCUACCUCCAGUGGUUCCUCCUCCAAGUCCACCUCUGGCUCCUCCGCCGAGGCUUCCGGCUCUACUUCCUCCGGCGCCGCCCGCGUCAAGCGUCUCGGUGAGUGGAAGGUCGUUGUCGGUGGUUUGGCCGGUGUCUUGGGUGGUGUCGCCGUGGCUCUCAUCUAA
This is a messenger RNA of Saitoella complicata NRRL Y-17804, 1617 nucleotides long. RefSeq names its product beta-1,3-glucanosyltransferase. Gene Ontology annotation, molecular function: 1,3-beta-glucanosyltransferase activity. Bases 1 to 1617 code for a protein of 538 amino acids. NCBI's taxonomy places the organism in Eukaryota, Fungi, Ascomycota, Saitoellomycetes, Saitoellales, Saitoellaceae. The transcript has a single exon. Gene Ontology annotation, biological process: fungal-type cell wall (1->3)-beta-D-glucan biosynthetic process. The record is from RefSeq and is a predicted model, not a curated record. Gene Ontology annotation, cellular component: cytoplasm; fungal-type cell wall.